This is a messenger RNA of Diutina rugosa, 1215 nucleotides long. RefSeq lists its product as uncharacterized. The record is from RefSeq and is a predicted model, not a curated record. Lineage: Eukaryota; Fungi; Ascomycota; Pichiomycetes; Serinales; Debaryomycetaceae. Gene Ontology annotation, biological process: Golgi organization. Gene Ontology annotation, cellular component: Golgi apparatus. Gene Ontology annotation, molecular function: protein binding. The transcript has a single exon. The coding region runs from base 1 to 1215 and encodes 404 amino acids.
AUGUUUUCCUUUGCAAAGAAGCUCGUGGAUCGGUUUGAAGGUGGAAGCCCUCAGGAUUCUCUCAAUGGUGACUCAUACUUCAAAAAUUGUCUUCAAUUCAACAAUCGUGGAUACGGAUUGAGGGUUGUGAAAGUUGCGCCUCACUCAGCUGCUCAUCAAGCAGGACUUGAACUGUGGUUUGAUUACAUUGUCAAAAUAAACAACCACGAAUUACCUAUGACAAACCCUUAUGUUUCAAAUGUCCAAUAUCUGAUAAAUGAAGAUGGGUCUAUUAACUACGGAGGUCAGGUUACAUCAGAACAAGCAGGCGCGGUGAAUUUUGAUAUCAUUAAUCAAGAGAUUGCCACAUUGGCUGCGCGAAAUCAACCUUUAGUGUUGGACGUGUGGAAUGCAAAAGGAGGCUUGAUUCGUCAAGUAUCUCUUCCUUUAGAAUCAUCGGGCAUGUCUUCGACCGGUGUUACUUUGCAAUCUCAACACUUGAACACAGCCACAUAUGUUUGGCGUAUUCUCGCCACUCAUCAAGGCUCUCCUGCAUUCCACAGUGGUAUGGUUCCUUUUCUGGAUUACAUAAUUGGAUGUGAUUCUACCUAUAAUGAUGACGUUAAUGGUAAAGGAUUACUUACUGCAGGAGGCGAGGCACUCUUGUCUCGUACGGUCUCCAAUUAUUACAACUAUCAUUUUCUGCGAACACUGAACGACAACAUCCCAAUCACUUUUUACGUUUACAAUCAUGACUACGACAUUUUGCGACCGGUGACGGUGAAUUUGAACCGCUCAUGGGGUCACGGUCACAAUCGUGGGAUUCUUGGUUGCGAUGUUGGUUAUGGAUUGUUGCAUAGACUUCCAGAAGUUGUCGGCAAAUUCAAAGCUGAAUCAAUAGUUGAUGACGUUUUGUUCGAUUCGAAACAAAGUCUAGAGUAUCAACCGAAUGAUGGCUCAACCUUCAUGUCUCCACCUCCACCUACAUCGGAGAAAACUUCCACUUAUCUGACUGCGCCACCACCAUUAGGGGCACCCCACGUUGACCAAAGUGGUUCUUCCUCAUUUGUACCUCCUCCUCCGUCAGCUCGGAAGAAAACGAGGCACACUGUGGCAUCGAAGGCCCUGGACAUCGAUAGUUAUAUGGAUGAGGAGACAGAGAAGUCUCUGAAGUUAGAUGGGCAUCCUACGACAGUCGAUGACGCGAAAGUCAUCCCUCCUCCGCCAAAGGCGUAG